This is a messenger RNA of Panicum virgatum (switchgrass), 966 nucleotides long. Its product is annotated as methylesterase 17-like. The record is from RefSeq and is a predicted model, not a curated record. The transcript is spliced from 4 exons. Bases 1 to 750 code for a protein of 249 amino acids. Gene Ontology annotation, biological process: jasmonic acid metabolic process; salicylic acid metabolic process. NCBI's taxonomy places the organism in Eukaryota, Viridiplantae, Streptophyta, Magnoliopsida, Poales, Poaceae. Gene Ontology annotation, molecular function: methyl jasmonate esterase activity; methyl indole-3-acetate esterase activity; methyl salicylate esterase activity.
AUGGACGCCGGCAGCGAUGUUUCCAAGGCCACGGAGCAGCACUUUGUCCUGGUGCACGGUGCCUGCCACGGCGCCUGGUGCUGGUUCAAGCUUGCGUGCCUGCUCCAGGGCUCCGCCCACCGCGUCUCCUGCAUCGACCCCAACAACGUCCGAUCGUUCCAUGACUACGACGCGCCGCUCCUCGAGUUCAUGGCGGACGCCCACAAGGUAAUUCUGGUAGGACACAGCGCAGGAGGAUUAAGCGUGAUGCAUUUGUUCGGAGACAAAAUUAAGCAAGCAAUCUUCAUAGCAGCAACCAUGCUCCCGUUUGGCUACCAAACAGAACAAGACAUCAAAGAUGGUGUACCUGAUUUAUCAGAGUUUGGUGGGGAUGUGUACGACCUGAACUUUGGUCUGGGAGAAGAUCAUACGCCUACAAGCAUGGUGCUAAGAAAGGAGUUCCAGCGCCCAAUCCUGUACCAACAAUGCUCCCAAGAGGACUCCACGCUUGCUUCCAUUCUGCUGCGCCCAUUUCCAGCCGUGCUUCAAACUGCAAGGUUUGGUUGCAUCGAUGAUGGUGUCAAGAGCCCUGUAAAUGCAGUCCAUCGUGUAUACAUAAAAACGGCAAAUGACCGUACGUUGAAGGUGGAGCAGCAGGAGGCCAUGAUUCAUCGUUGGCCACCGAGAAAGGUGAUGGUCAUGGACACAGACCACAGUCCUUUCUUCUCUGCACCAGACCAUCUCUUGGAGCUCAUCCUCGGGUCAUUGUGACUGGUGGCGAACCGUAUCGGCAAUCCAAUUGGAGGCUUGAUCUGCUCAUUAAGUUAUGUUAUAUGCCAAUUUGAGUUGCAAUGUAUCAAUAGAUUGUUUGUCAGCUGUCUACCACAAAACAUAAUUAGUUAAAUAUAUGUAUGGUGCAUGUCUAUAUUACCUGUAUGUACUACAAGGUUUUGUAAUGAAGGAUCAACUAUAUUUGAGCCUUUAAUA